AUGUCACUCUGCAAAGCCUUCGGCAAGGACAAGGUGAUCUUCGCCACGGCGGAAGAUCACGCCACUCCAAGCACGGUGCAGCUGCCCGAGUCGGAACCGCAGCCCGGGCUGAUCCUGGACAACGGCGACAUCAACUGGAACUGCCCCUGCCUGGGUGGGAUGGCGACCGGACCGUGCGGAGUCGAGUUCCGAGAGGCAUUUUCUUGCUUUCAUUACAGUGAAGCGGCACCGAAGGGCUCGGACUGUUACGACGCGUUCAAGACGAUGCAGGACUGCAUGGGCAACUAUCCGGGCGUGUACGCCAAGCAGAACCAGCGGGAUGGGGACGACGACGACGAGGACGACGGGUUGGAUUUGGGCGCGGCGAUGGCCGGGGCGGAACAGGCGAGUCCGGACAAGGUGUCGGUGGACAGUGUUGAUGCGGCCGGUGCGGGAUCGUCGGCGGCAGUGGUGCAGAAAUCCGAUUAAUCUGUGGGGGACGUCAUUGUAAGAGGAGUGUGUUUGGUAGUUUUAAAUAAAGUUCUGUUCGAUUAGUGGAA
Culex pipiens pallens (northern house mosquito) is the source of this 539-nucleotide messenger RNA. RefSeq names its product mitochondrial intermembrane space import and assembly protein 40-B. The transcript has 2 exons. The record is from RefSeq and is a predicted model, not a curated record. Gene Ontology annotation, molecular function: protein-disulfide reductase activity. Gene Ontology annotation, biological process: protein import into mitochondrial intermembrane space. The coding region runs from base 1 to 468 and encodes 155 amino acids. Gene Ontology annotation, cellular component: mitochondrial intermembrane space. NCBI's taxonomy places the organism in Eukaryota, Metazoa, Arthropoda, Insecta, Diptera, Culicidae.